AUGGCACCUCGUCGCAAUAACCGCCAGCCAUCCAUCGAACCUCUCAGUGCUGUGUUCGCUCGCCACGACGGCUCCUGGCUUCAUGGACAGGUGGUCCGCAACCGUGGCCGAGACGUGGUCCUCCAGACUAAGGUGGGGGAGCAGGUGACCUGCCGACCCACCGCGGUGUACCCGACCGACCCAGUGCUUGCUCUAUUGCUGGGUCCGGACGUGCUCGACUCGUCGUUAGAUAUUGAGGGUGUCAGGACGGCGCACGCAACUAUCCUAUCACGUCUCCUCGGAGACCCUGCCAACCCGCGGUUGCGACCGUCGCGUGACAUUGUGCAUUUGCUACGGGGCAUC
This is a messenger RNA of Phytophthora nicotianae INRA-310, 342 nucleotides long. RefSeq lists its product as hypothetical. The record is from RefSeq and is a predicted model, not a curated record. NCBI's taxonomy places the organism in Eukaryota, Oomycota, Peronosporomycetes, Peronosporales, Peronosporaceae. The transcript has a single exon. The annotation marks the transcript as partial.